AUGGCAACAAUUAACAUCAGUGAUAUUGAUGAAAAAUUUCUUCAGUGUCCAAACUGUAGUAAAGGAUUUGUAAAACCUAAAAUCUUACCUCGAUGUAACCACACUGUAUGCGAAGAAUGUCUGGUCGAUAUUAUACAAAAAAAUCGCGGCAAACUACGUUGCCCAGUAUGUUGCCUUGACAACACAUCUUUAAUACCGGAUGAUGGAAUUAGCAGCCUUCCAGACAGCAAAAUCGUCAGCUCGCUGCAAGAUUUUGUGGGCAUUCACAAAUCACGGGUGAAUACCACACUCCUAGAGAAAUGUAGAUUAUGCGAGAAAGAGGCGAAGGGAUAUUGCGUCAUCUGUGAUCAGCUGAUAUGCCCUGGAUGCCAAGAGGCACACUUAAAAAUAACAACAACUAAAGAUCAUAAAGUUGUUUCUGUAGCAGAGUAUCAGACCACCCCAACAGAACUCCUGCGUCCUGCAAAUUGCCCACAUCACAAUGGCAAGCAAAUACAGAUGUAUUGCGAAUCCUGUGAAGUCCCAGUCUGCUCAGAGUGCAGUUUGAUACUUCACCAAGGAGAUCACCACAAACAUGUGACACUCAAGACAGCAGCCAAGAAGAAGAAAUCUAAGAUUUUUGAGACAAUGGCGCAGGUGAAAGAAAAGAUUCCUGAAAUGAAAAUAGCAAGAGUAAACUUCAAUAUGACAAAGGACAAACUUCUCUAUGAUAGGACAGUUUUGUAUAAACAGAUCAAGACGAUAGCAGAUAACAUGAAAAAGGACAUUGAGCGAGCAGAGUGUAUUUUGUUGCAAGAUGUACAGAAUCAUUUCGUUGAUAAGAUUGAUGGUCUGGAGAAAGAUAUAGCAAGAAUGGAUACCAUGAUGGAAUAUAGUAAGAACAUUGUUAGUAUUGGUGAUAACAUGAAGUGGAGUGAGAUAGAUACAUGGGUGUUCUUCCUCGAGAAGCAGUAUGGGAAACAGAUGCAGGAUAUUGCCAACACAGAAACACGUCUUCCUGUUCCUGUCUUCCAAUCCACUGAGUUCCACCCAAAUAACGAUCUUGCUUCAAAGAUGAAGGAGGGUGUAGGAAAGUUGACCAUUUCUGAUCCUCAAGAAACCAUACAACUGUCAUCCAUAAAUCGGAAACAGUUCAAGCGAAUCAAGACUAUAGAGUCAAGUGGAACCCUUAAUAGGAAGAGAGUUAAGCAACCUAGAGGCGUGACACUGUUGGAUGAUGACAGCUUUUAUGUUGCUGAUAUGGGAAAUGACAGAGUUUUGAAAUACACAACACAUGCUAAGUAUCAGAUGGAGUUUCAAUUUGUAAAGCCCUAUGACAUCACAGCUGUAGACACAGAUUCAUCCCUGGGUGGAAACAUUUUUGUGACUGAUGGUAAGGAGUUGACAAGAUGCAGUGAUACAGGGGUCGUUUAUUACAAGGAAGAUUUAGUGAGUGAAAAACUGCUACAGCCUCUUGGGAUCACUACAGACAUAACAAAAAAGUACUUGUACUUCGUUGGUAUUUCUAAAGAAGAGUCAGAAUCACAUUUUACUGCAACUGAUCUUACUUGGCCUGAUGUAAAGUCGAAUACUAAACGAAAUACAAAUGUGUUAUUCAGUGAUUUUGGUUCCAGGAAAGACAGAAAGCAACUGAUAUUUGAAGCAGAGUCAAAGUUUGUGGCUGUUAAUAGUAAAAAUCAAAUUAUCACAGCUGAUACAAGACGUGGAACAGUUCUCAUCUUUGACGCCAAAGAUCGACGGUUUGUGUCUUCAUUUGGUUCACAAGGAAAAAAUAAUGGUCAAUUUAUCAAUCCAAUGGGCGUCGCUGUUAAUAGUAAAGAUGAAAUCAUUGUUUGCAGCAAAGGCCGUAUACAGAUGUUCUCUCCUGAUGGUAGUUUUCUCUUUCGCAUUGACAGAGACGAGGAUAAACUUCAUCAGCCAGUUGCAGUCUGUGUUACCAAGAAACUGCCUCAGAGAAUAAUAGCAACUGUAGAAGAUGAAGAUGGAAAUGGACGAAUUGUCAUAUACAAAGAAAAUUAA
Saccoglossus kowalevskii is the source of this 2019-nucleotide messenger RNA. Its product is annotated as tripartite motif-containing protein 2-like. Gene Ontology annotation, biological process: proteasome-mediated ubiquitin-dependent protein catabolic process; protein polyubiquitination. Gene Ontology annotation, molecular function: zinc ion binding; protein binding; ubiquitin protein ligase activity. The record is from RefSeq and is a predicted model, not a curated record. Lineage: Eukaryota; Metazoa; Hemichordata; Enteropneusta; Harrimaniidae.